AUGACGAGACAGCAGAAGACCCUAAGACUAGCCAACAAAAAGAAAGCUGGCUUUAAAAGUAAAUACCAAGAAUCCUACUUAGAUUAUGGGGUUCACUGCAACAGGUGGUUCAUGUUCUCCAAGCCCGCUUUGUGGAUGGUUGCACUGACGUCAUGCCAUGCCACAUGGAACAAGCCCAAAUUCUUGGCCUUCUUGGUGGGACUCACCAAAUGCAUGCUGGUGACUCUUCCUCACUUGGUCAAGAUGAUAAACACUCCCCAAUAUCAACUUAAGCAGGGCACUGAAGGCCUAUGCCCCUUCAUUGAAGAUAUGAUUGAAAUGGGAGUCAUCAAGCCCACAAUCUCUCUUUUCAAUACCCCAUUUGGCCAGUAUGGCCCACCUCACAGCUCCAGCUUUCCCAUUACCUGGGCCUUGGUUCCCGCUGCGCCUGCAUCACCAGCCAUGAUGACCCCGCCACCGCCGCCGUCAUAUGUGCGUCAGAAUUACCACCCUGAAUGUGAGGCCGCCGUCAACAACCAGAUCAUCCUGGAGCUCUACGCCUCCUACGUGUACGAGUCCAUGGCCUCUUAUUUCGACAGCAAUCAGGUGGCCUUGAAGCACUUGGUCCAAUUCUUCCUGCAGCAGUCGAGCAAGGAGAGGGAGCAUGCCCAGAGGCUGAUAUGGCUGCAGAACCAGCGCGGGGGCCAACUCCGUCUGCGUGACAUCAGCAGGCCUGACCGCAACUGCUGGGAGAAUGGCGUGAAGGCCAUGGAGUGUGCCUUGCACUUGGAGAAGAAUGUGAACCAGAGCCUGCUCAAUCUGCACCACCUGGCAACCGAGAAGAAGGAUGCCCACCUGUGUGACUUCCUGGAGAGUCACCACCUGGAUGAGCAGGUGAAGUUCAUCAAAGAGUUGGGGGACCAUAUCACCAACCUGCGCAAGAUGGGAGCCCCGGAAUCCGGCCUGGCUGAAUACCUCUUUGACAAGCUUACCCUGGGAGACAGCGACAAGAAGAACUGA
Pteropus alecto (black flying fox) is the source of this 999-nucleotide messenger RNA. Its product is annotated as ferritin heavy chain. Gene Ontology annotation, molecular function: ferric iron binding; ferrous iron binding. The transcript has 3 exons. Lineage: Eukaryota; Metazoa; Chordata; Mammalia; Chiroptera; Pteropodidae. Gene Ontology annotation, cellular component: cytoplasm. Bases 1 to 999 code for a protein of 332 amino acids. Gene Ontology annotation, biological process: intracellular iron ion homeostasis; iron ion transport. The record is from RefSeq and is a predicted model, not a curated record.